GCAGCCCGUUGCAGCCGGUUGGAAUUUCGACGUUGUCACCUUGCAAGCUUUGUCUCCUUCGGCUCGGACUCCGCGGCCAGGACGAUGAGACACUCGAAGAGAACUUACUGCGCGGACUGGGACGAGAAGGACUGGGACUGUGCCAGGUGGAGGAGCAGCGGCAGUCACAAGAGGAGGAGGAGGUCGCGCAGCAGCGCCCGCGAGAACAAGCGCUGCAAGUACGAUGCCUCCAAAACUUCGGACAGCCAUUAUUUGGAAAGCAGAUCCAUAAAUGAGAAAGAUUAUUAUAGUCGACGCUACGUGGAUGAAUAUAGAAAUGACUACAAUCAAGGGUGUGAAUCUGGGCAUCGCCAUAGGGACCAUGAAAGCAGAUACCAGAACCAUAGUAGCAAGUCCUCUGGUAGAAGUGGAAGAAGUAGUUAUAAAAGCAGGCACAGGAUUCACCACAGCACCUCUCAUCAUCGUUCACAUGGGAAGAGUCACCGAAGGAAAAGAACCAGGAGUGUAGAGGAUGAUGAGGAGGGUCACCUGAUCUGUCAGAGUGGAGACGUACUAAGUGCAAGAUAUGAAAUUGUUAAUACUUUAGGUGAAGGAGCUUUUGGAAAAGUCGUGGAAUGCAUUGAUCGUAAAGCGGGAGGUAGACAUGUAGCAGUAAAAAUAGUUAAAAAUGUGGAUAGAUACUGUGAAGCUGCUCGCUCAGAAAUACAAGUUCUGGAACACUUAAAUACAACAGACCCCAACAGUACAUUCCGCUGUGUCCAGAUGUUGGAGUGGUUUGAGCAUCGUGGUCACAUUUGUAUUGUGUUUGAGCUACUAGGACUUAGUACGUAUGACUUUAUUAAGGAAAAUGGUUUUCUGCCAUUUCGACUGGAUCAUAUCAGGAAGAUGGCAUAUCAGAUAUGCAAGUCUGUGAAUUUUUUGCACAGUAAUAAAUUGACUCACACAGACUUAAAACCUGAAAACAUUUUAUUUGUGCAAUCUGACUACACAGAGGCAUACAAUCCCAAAAUGAAACGUGAUGAACGUACCCUAAUAAAUCCAGAUAUUAAAGUUGUAGACUUCGGAAGUGCAACAUAUGAUGAUGAACAUCACAGUACAUUGGUAUCUACAAGACAUUAUAGGGCACCUGAAGUUAUUUUAGCCUUAGGUUGGUCCCAGCCAUGUGAUGUCUGGAGUAUAGGAUGUAUUCUUAUUGAAUACUACCUUGGGUUUACAGUAUUUCCAACACAUGAUAGUAAGGAGCACUUAGCAAUGAUGGAAAGGAUUCUUGGACCUUUACCAAAACAUAUGAUACAGAAAACCAGGAAACGUAAAUAUUUCCAUCAUGAUAGAUUGGACUGGGAUGAAAACAGUUCUGCUGGCAGAUAUGUUUCAAGGCGCUGUAAACCUCUGAAGGAAUUUAUGCUUUCUCAGGAUGAUGAACAUGAGCUUCUCUUUGACCUCAUUCAGAAAAUGCUAGAGUAUGAACCAGCUAAAAGGAUUACUCUCAAAGAAGCCUUAAAGCAUCCUUUCUUUUAUCCUCUAAAAAAAAAUACAUAGAUCUCUAAUUGUACAACUCUGAAAUUUUGUAGACUGCAUCAGUCUAAUUUUUAAAUAUUAAGUUAUUUUGUACAGCUUUUGUAAAUUUCUUAAAUAUUUGCAUUGCCAUGUUUAUUUUGUUUGGAUAGUUUAAGUAUAUAGCCAAGUAAAAUGAACAUCUUUUUUCAGUGAUUUCUGUAUAAAAUGAUUACUUCAGAAUAAAUUUUUGUUUAUGAAAUUGUA
Messenger RNA from Artibeus jamaicensis (Jamaican fruit-eating bat), 1761 nucleotides. RefSeq names its product CDC like kinase 1 (gene CLK1). Bases 85 to 1539 code for a protein of 484 amino acids. Lineage: Eukaryota; Metazoa; Chordata; Mammalia; Chiroptera; Phyllostomidae. Gene Ontology annotation, cellular component: nucleus. Gene Ontology annotation, biological process: regulation of RNA splicing; protein phosphorylation. The transcript has 13 exons. Gene Ontology annotation, molecular function: protein tyrosine kinase activity; ATP binding. The record is from RefSeq and is a predicted model, not a curated record.